Messenger RNA from Exaiptasia diaphana, 1998 nucleotides. Its product is annotated as NF-kappa-B inhibitor-like protein 1. The record is from RefSeq and is a predicted model, not a curated record. The transcript has a single exon. Bases 43 to 1116 code for a protein of 357 amino acids. Gene Ontology annotation, molecular function: protein binding. Gene Ontology annotation, biological process: canonical NF-kappaB signal transduction. NCBI's taxonomy places the organism in Eukaryota, Metazoa, Cnidaria, Anthozoa, Actiniaria, Aiptasiidae.
AAAGCUGUGUAUUUAUUUCUGUUGCGAUGUAAUAUCUGUAAUAUGAAGAAGGAUUUACAGGACAAACUCUUCCGCUAUGUUAAAGAAGGAAGAAUCAAACGUAUUCGUUCUAUUAUGAAUAAGAACAAAGACAUCAUCCUUGAUGAAAUUCUUGACUCAAGAAGACGGACCAYAUUGCACAUUGCUUGUCUUUUGGGAGAAGAUGCGAUGGCGAAAGAGUUGAUAAAUUGUGGCGCUAGUGUCGAUGUUAAGGACUCACAGGGAAAUACUCCUCUUCAUCUUGCACUACAUCAUGCUUUACAAGUGUUGACAGACAUAAUUUAUCAAGAUCUAGUAGAACCGUUAUGGCAGCAUGCUCCAAGGCAUCUACUUCGUGUGCCCAACGAUGAUGGCGAAACGCCGAGAAAGUUAAGAAAGAAAUUUAAAUGGGAGCUAAGAAAACGACGACAAGAUAGACAGAUUUACGAAGAGGAAGAAGARAGAGUUCGUGAAGAUCUUCGCAAUACGAAAGAAUGGCAAGAAAAGUUGUUUUUUGAGUUAGGAAAUGACGAGRUGGAGGAAUUAUUCGCUAAUAACAURACCGAUUGUCAAUUUACAGAAGAAACAUACGACCAAUGGGCUGACAGAAUCGCAGAUGAAAGACAUAGAAAAUACUAUGCACAUACUAGAACUAAUAAAACCGAGGACGAAACAUCGAAAAAAGAAAAUAAAGACCGAGAGGCGAGUGAAAGAACUCGCUUGCUACAAGAACAACACGAAGAAUAUGUGAAGGAAAUGUCUCGUAGACGAGCAGAACGCAAAACAGCAGUUCUCAAAACACAAUACGAAUCCCAAUGUAAUUCUGUGUUUGUGAAAAAUGAUAUUAAACAUUUAAGAUACAAUGAUAUUCCUUGGCCUUGUAAAGGAGAGGUUAAGGACAUGGUUAAGUUCAUUCAGGCAUGGAGUGAAGGUGAAACGGACAGGAAAAGAUUCCUCAGAGAUCAGCAAGUGCGAUGGCAUCCUGACAGGUUCCUGCAGAAAUGUGGGGAUAGACUUGAURAUACUGAUAGGGACACAAUAUUGACAGCUGUCAAUCAACUGUCACAGGGAAUCAAUGCAUUGAAUGAAAGUGAAUAGCUCACGGUCAAUCCCAUUAACAAUGUCAAAAAGUCAUCUUCUUUUAGCGCUGGAUGAUUUGAACAAUUGUGACCAGGUGAAAUACAAACACUUUUUACAGCUUUACUGGUAAUUACUGACUUUAUUAUUUCCAACAAACAGCAAGAAACAGUGCAAAAAUAUAAGAAACAUUUCAUUAGAUCUGUUAAUGUUAAAAGGUUUACUAUCAACAAUUAAAAAGAUGCCUUGAAUAAACAGCGCAACCAAACCACAAGUAAUGAAAUAAACAGUAUAUAAUACUAGCAAACAUAAUGUUACUCAUUAUCUUAUAAAAACAUGUCACUUUGCAAUUACUCUAAUAUAGUGGCAUGUCCAAGUGACAACAAGAACACAACUUUGUGCGAGGCUCAUAUUUUCAAUACUUUAUACAUGUAUGACUGACUGUACAUACAUAGAGGGGAUUUCAUAUGACUGUGCAAYKGCACAGAUCACAACACAACGCAGAUCACCUAGGAUUCCAAAUGAAAAUAAAGAUUUAACAAUACAUCACCACUACGACACGGUACGGUCACAGCACGAAAAUAGUGUUUUUUGCACAGUCAUACGAAAUCUGCUCUUAGUACCCAGGUACUUGUACAUUGCUGGUAUAUCUCAGCACUGAGCUGAUAUACAGCGAGUAAGAGUUUUUAGACUUCCCAUAUAUGGGCAAUGAAGCUAGUACCCUGCAUUUUAAGCAUGACUACCAGCUUCAGAGCUAAAGCAGUUGUGCAUUAAAAAUCUCUAAUAUAGAUGUACAAUGAGCCAAGAGAUAUUUUCACUGGUUUAUUACACUUUUUCAUACACAUCAAAGUACUAACUAUAAUUACAUGAUACAUAACAGAACAUUGAGUAAAAUGUUGAAAU